AUGGAGUUGUUCUUCUACGCCGUGUUCGAUGGAUUAGCCGCUGUUGUUGCAGUUCUCGAGCUUAGCAAAAACAAUAAGGAUCGAAUCAAUACUUCCUCCGCUUUCAAUUCCAUCAAAAAUAAUUAUCUUCUCAUUUAUUCUCUCAUAGGUCGGAAGAGGGCUUGUGUGACUUACUGCUUAACCUACAUUGCGAGCUGCAUCACCAAACAUUCUCCUCAGUACAGAAUUUUGAUGUUGGGACGUAUCUUGGGAGGCAUUCCCACUUCACUUCUAUUUUCAGCAUCCGAAUCAUGGCUUGUUGCCGAGCAUUUCAAGAGGGGCUUUGAUCAGCAAUGGCUGUCAUUAACAUUCUUGAAGGCCAUAUUUCUUGGAAAUGGCCUUGUCGCCAUUUUUUCUGGGCUGUUUGGAAAUGUUCUUGUUGAUACAUUGGCUCUUGGACCAGUAGCCCCCUUUAAUGCUGCUGCAGGUUUUCUCACAAUUGGUAUGAUCAUCAUAUUAUCUACAUGGACAGAAAAUUACGGUGAUGCUUCUGAAAACAAGAGCUUGCUUGCCCAAUUUAAGGGUGCCGCUGUGGCCAUUGCUUCUGAUGAAAAAUAG
Vicia faba (fava bean) is the source of this 597-nucleotide messenger RNA. The record is from the annotation of a GenBank genome assembly. Lineage: Eukaryota; Viridiplantae; Streptophyta; Magnoliopsida; Fabales; Fabaceae.